ACCUCCCACCCUCUCCACCAGCUUGGCCGGAUAUUGGUGUCGGCGGCCGGAAGCGGAAGUGUGAGACGGUCGGGGCUCCCGGCUGCAGCCACUUUGACCGCCGGGAUGCUGUCGCUGGACUUUCUGGACGAUGUUCGGCGGAUGAAUAAGCGUGGUAGCAUGGAACCCGCCUUCCACAGAGGCGAUCUUCUGUUCUUGACCAACCGCGUCGAACAGCCGAUCAGAGUGGGGGAAAUCGUUGUCUUUAGGAUAGAAGGGAGAGAAAUCCCAAUCGUGCAUCGGGUCCUGAAAAUCCAUGAAAAACAAAACGGCGACAUCAAGUUUUUGACCAAAGGCGACAACAAUGCAGUUGAUGAUCGAGGCUUGUACAAACAAGGACAACACUGGCUGGAGAAGAAAGACGUGGUUGGAAGAACAAGAGGGUUUGUGCCCUACAUCGGAAUAGUAACCAUCCUAAUGAAUGAUUACCCUAAAUUCAAGUACACUGUCCUUUUCCUCUUGGGCUUGUUCGUCCUGGUCCAUCGAGAGUAGCCCAUCAGCAGCAGAGGCGAGGACCAACUCCUCCAAGUAGGCUGGGAUGUUGAAGUCCAUUUUGCUGCUUCAUGAUCCGGAUUUGGGCGGGUUUUUUUGUUUUGUUUCGUUUCGUUUUCUACGACUGCUGUGUCACGGGCAGGUUGAUCUCAGUAUUUUGAAAGAGUUUGUCACACUUUAGCAUUUUUUGUACCUCGGUGAAUUUUUAUAUUAAAAAAAAAAAAAAAAUUUUAAAGCCAAA
Molecule: messenger RNA, 772 nt
Organism: Notechis scutatus (mainland tiger snake)
Lineage: Eukaryota; Metazoa; Chordata; Lepidosauria; Squamata; Elapidae
Source: RefSeq, a predicted model, not a curated record